AUAUCCGCGGCGGCGUUUCUCCGAUUUCCCGAAUCAAUGGCGAGUCUCCGAGGAGUCCUGCUCAACGUAACUUCCUAUUGCCAGCGUUCUCUCACUCAAUCGUCGCAUUCUACGUCGGAGCUGUUGUCUCGAUCUAUGGUGAAGCAUCCGAACAAUCUCGGUCAAAUUCAAGCUAGACAUUUCACAACAACGCUUAUGAAAUCGGGACCGAAGCAUAGUGGUACAGAGCAAGGCGUGAAGAGAAACAGUGCCGAUCACAGACGUAGAUUGCUCGCGGCUAGAUUCGAACUGAGAAGAAAACUCUACAAAGCAUUUUGCAAAGAUCCAGAUCUUCCCAGCGAGAUGCGAGACAAGAAUCGUUAUAAGCUCUCGAAAUUGCCGAGAAACAGUGCCUUUGCGCGAAUCAGAAACAGAUGUGUGUUCACUGGUCGAUCUCGUUCUGUGACGGAGCUGUUUCGUGUGUCUCGAAUCGUUUUUCGUGGAUUAGCAAAUAAAGGUGCUUUGAUGGGAAUCAAGAAGUCGUCUUGGUAGCUGCAUUAUGUGACUGAUCCAAAAGAAGAAGAUGAUUCUGAAGAAAUGGGAGCAAGGAAAACAAAGAACUUUUGCGGCUACUGAAUUUUGUGGUAAAUACAAUUACCAAAGUAGCUGUUUGUUUGAUGGUGGAAUCAUUUUAACACCAUUGCAAAACUUAGUUUGCUUUUCACUAGUGUUGCUCUUUGUUUACGAUCUCACUCAGGAUUCUAGCAAUUCUCGUUGAAUAAGUUAAUCAAAGUCACAAAUCUUG
Arabidopsis arenosa is the source of this 784-nucleotide messenger RNA. NCBI's taxonomy places the organism in Eukaryota, Viridiplantae, Streptophyta, Magnoliopsida, Brassicales, Brassicaceae. The record is from the annotation of a GenBank genome assembly.